UCAUAAUCAUAAUAAAAUCAUAAUCGUGAUUUGAUAUUUCCGUCUGCCAGAAGGCCCAAAAUUUUCUAGUAUUUAUUAUAAUUAUUGUAAUUCUAGUGUCCAAUUCUCUUAUUUAUUAUGUAAAUUAGUAUUUAGAGUAAAAUAAUCUAAACAAAUUUCUAUCUAUCCAAGUGCCUUGAUGCAUGAAUGGUUUUACCAUACCGUAUUCACAAACCUGGAAGCGGUGCAUUGUAGUAAAAGUUUUUUCAAUCUCAUAUUUUUGAAAAAUAUCUUAUUUUGUAGUUUUAAAGGUUUAACAUGAAUAUACUCAAUCGUCUAUGGAUUGCACUCUGAUAUUGUGACAUGUUCAAAUGCUUGUUCAUAGGGAUAGGAGGCCUAGGAUAAUCUGUUCAAAACUAACCUCAUAACAUUUUGAUAUAUAGCAGAUUAUCGUCUGCUAGCUCGUCUAUGUGAAAAGGUAGACGACGACGAGGACGAAUGCUUAUGAAAAUUAUAAAUAUAUUUUCUACCUGCCCUGGUUGACAUAAAAAUAAGGUCUGGAUCCGUCCAGCCAUUCUCAGAGACAACAUCAACUGCAGAUGUUUGGAUGUGGCGAUAACAACAUCUCCCACAUUCUAGAGAAUAACUGGCGGCUAAACGCGUUUGGCUUUCUUUAAUCGUCGCGUUGUAAGCGAGAAAUUAGUGGUGAGAGUAGUCAAACAUCAACUAAAAGCCGACUCAAGUUCCUGGUGAAAUGUUGUCUCGAUGAUGUCUUCUGACAGCUCAACCGGGAUGGUUCACAUAAAAAAAGAAGACGAGGUUAGAAUUUGUCGAUCAACUUCAGACACUCUGGUGGUAUCAGCCACAUUGGAGUCUGAAUAUUGUGAUACAAAGGCCUUCAUCGAAAUGGGGCCUCACUCGCCAGGAAGUCCUGAUCAACAGCAGUUCUGUUCUUCUACAACUCAAUCACUGGGAGACACAAUACUAGGCCAUAUAGAAGAAGGUAUAAAAGAAGAAGAUCUUCCUCGAAGGCUGUGCUUGGUCUGCGGCGAUGUGGCUUCUGGCUUUCAUUAUGGUGUCGCAUCCUGUGAGGCUUGUAAAGCCUUCUUCAAAAGGACUAUUCAGGGUAACAUAGAGUACACGUGCCCGGCGGCAAACGACUGCGAGAUCAACAAGCGGCGGCGCAAGGCGUGCCAGGCAUGUCGCUUCCAGAAGUGCCUGCGCAUGGGCAUGUUGAAGGAGGGGGUGCGCCUCGACCGCGUGAGGGGGGGCCGCCAGAAGUACCGCCGCAACCCCGACCAGCCCUACUCCGCCCUCCAGCACAACUACGCCUUCAAGUUCCCUGUGCCCUUAGAAGAUAAUAAAAUGCUAGAAAUGUUGACGACGUGCGAGCCGGAAGUGCUGAGCUGCCUCCAACCCACAAACCAAACGAAUGACUCGAGUUCGCCCGGCCUCAGUAUAAUCGCCAUGCUAAGCGACCUCUACGAUCGCGAACUCGUUGGCAUUAUUGGAUGGGCCAAACAAAUUCCUGGUUUUACGGAUCUUACACUAAACGAUCAAAUGCGGUUGCUACAAAGUACCUGGGCCGAAAUCCUGACGCUGAGCCUCGCUUACCGCUCACUCCCCCACACUGGCAAACUCAGGUUUGCCGCCAAUUUCAGCCUCGACGAGAGACAAGCAAAAGACUGUGGAGCUUAUGAGGUCUACCAAGUGUGUGUACAAAUAAUUGAAAGGUUGGAAAGGCUAUCAAUAGCGAAGGAAGAGUACUUUUUAUUGAAAGCACUUGUUUUGGCAAAUUCUGACGUACGACUGGAUGACUUCUCAUCGUUGAAGAAAUUCAGAGACUCAAUACUCUCAGCACUGACUGACUGUGUCACAUUUAUAAGGCCAAACACAAGUACAAGUCACAUGCAGAACCUGUUGCUGUGUCUGCCAGCUCUACGCCAGGCCAAUCAGACGGUGCGCCGCUUCUGGGUGGGAGUGCAUCGCGACGGAAACAUUCUCAUGAACAAAUUAUUCGUUGAAAUGUUGGAAGCCUGCAUUCGGUAAGCCAGCCUGUCAGCAAGCCCAGCUAACGCCUUCCGGGAUGCCUUCUCGUUUCACUCAAUUUAGUAAAUUAUUAGGAAGCUUUAUGCAAAGUACUUCUUCGAGAGACCAAAUCGAUCGCUGUCAUACAACUAUCAUCGUCAUUAACUGUUAUUAGCCUUUUUUAUUUUGAUAAGUAUGUAAUGUCAGCAGGUGUACCGCCAUAUUUACGAAUUUCAAAUUCGCAGGUCGAAAAUAUUAUUUUAAUGUGUAGUAUUUUUAUUUUAUGCAUUCACAAGUUUUACAUAGUACUCCUGCUGCGUUACAUGCCUUUUAAUAUAAUCACAAUAUUUAAUAUUGUGAAUGUUAUUUUUAGAUGUGUAUAUUGUAGUGAUAUUUUGUUACCUAGUUGUAAAUUACAUAGUAGUGAGCUAUAUAUUAUGUUGAGAAUAGUUAUGAGAAUUCAUGUUUGCGAAUUGAAUUGAAGUUUUAGUUUACAGUAUCGGUUUUGAAUUCGGAAUUCUAAUUCUAUAACUUUUUAAUGAUGUCUGAUACGUAAUCAGUAUCAUUGUAUGAAGCAUAAGCUUAUCCAAAGUUUACAUUUCAGACGUUGUUGAAGCAAUUUAAUUUUUAGAGGGUUCCAAUAGAAAAGUCUUAUUUUCGUGUCUAAGUGAGUUUAAUUUAUUUUAAGGGAUUUUUAGUCUCUGAAAUUGUAUUGAAUUUCAGAUGGCUUAAAUGUUUGUGGAACUACAUUUUUUAAAGUAGCAUAGCAAGUUUUAUCUCUUUUAAUCUUUUUCAAACACAAUAACAUGAACUUUAAGCUCAUUUACUUUCAAAUAAUAUUAUAAGUCAUCAAUUUAUUCGUAUUAUAUCAUCUUAUUCAUUUAUAGCGAGAUCUUUGUAUCUAAAGUCCAUUUUCCCCUCCCAUCUCCCUCCACUGAGCAUCACAAUUCAUAAAGUGUUCAUCUUCAAUGUUUCAUCAUAAUGUUCUACUUAUAAGAAGUGGGGUUAUAUUGUGUUAAUUCUAAUACAUGCAUUAAUUAAAAUUCAUCCCUUUAACCUUCGAUAUCUAGGUUGAUUUAUAUACCUUUGAACUCUCUACUUCAAACCUUUACUUUGUAACUUCUAUUUAUUUAUUUAUCUAUCUAUUUAUGUAAAAGUCUCAAACGUCUUCCUAGAAGAUUUUUAUUUCUUCACUUUAAAAAUUCAAAAGAGUUGUAUGUCAAGUUUAUGAAUUUUACAGAAAACCCAAAGAUCUAAUUUUCAACGCUCAUGUGUCAAAGCGUUUUAUUUUUUAAAUUAAAAAUUUGUCUUAGUUGGACUUGGAAAAUAAGAAAAAUGUUUAAAAUUAUCAAUGUAAUUAAACAUUUGUUCGUAUCUACUAUAGUGCCUUGAUCCUUGGCAAAAUCAAACAUCGAUUUGCGAUUACAGAAACAAAUUUUUGCAUAACGUUUACUUAGUAAUUAUAAUAUAGCUUUAGUCGUUGCUACCAAUUGAUUUUUUCGUCUUAAUAAGCAAGUUUUAAGCAAUAUUCAAAGCAGUGUAUUUUAUUAUUGAAACAUUUGAAUGUAAUCAAGUAUAUCAUUCAAAUUACUGGUUAAACUCACUAAGCUUAUUGACGCGCUUUGAACAAGCUUUCUCAUCUUUAGAAUUGCGAAUUCCACUUGUGCUGAGGAGAAAUGUUGCUAGGAUUUACGCACAAUAUUAUGCCGGAAUACUAAUUUCAAGCUGUGCAGUACGUUUUACCUUGUUUAGCAGAUUUGUUACAAUUUGCAGGAUUAGGAAUUAAGUUCAAAGAUUAUUUUUUUUAGAUGAACAUUUGAAUUGAAAAUAAAUUACUAUCAAUUUUAUUUCACUGUGAAUUUGCUCUUGAAUACAAAGAAAAAACUCUCUUGUGAAAAAUAUUCUAUUAUGAUUAGAAAAUUAAAUAUAUAAGAUUAUUUAAAGACUUCAAGUAUUAUAGAUAAUGCCUACAUUGAUGAAUUAUUGGCAAAUCCAAUUCGAUGCAUACCAGAAAAAUUGUGAAAUACAAAAGUUAUGGAACCAAUACAGGUAGCAGUUUACUAUCAUAUAUAUUGGUCUUCAUUUAUCUUGGUCUUUUGUCAUAUAUGCUUACUCCGGAUAAGAAUUUUAUCUCAUUUAUUUCUUUGUUGAAUUCUUACUGAAAUUUGCGAUUACUGUAUCGAUUCUAUCAUUUGUAAUAUAAGUUAUACCAUUGCUUAAACUUUUGUUCAGUUUAAUUUUUUUAAUAAGACUGAUAAAAAGUAUAAAACAGUUGUUCCUCAUUUUAUAGUGAUCAAUAAUAUUGACAAGAAAGAAUAUAGCUUUGGAACCGCUCAUUUUUAAAAGCCUUAUCGGGAAUGGUUUACAAUUCCUUUCUACGGAAUCUGCUUGACAUAUCAUAUAUGUCAUCUGUUGAAUUUAUUAUUAGAUCGUUUUAAUCUAGUUCGAUUGGUGUGUUGAUUGACAAUAGUUUAUUUGGCGAAGAAUGUCAAAUAGAACAAAUAAUCUUAAAUUGUGUCAUAAAAAUUGAUAUUUCCAUAGAGUUGGUAGAAUUCAGAUAAGGCUACACGUUCCACUCCAUAAUAAGUAGCUCUGAAUAUUGUAGAUUGCAGUAAAACUACUGAAAUAUUUAUUGAUAAUAGGAGAAAUAUGUUUACUGCAAUUCAUGAAAUUUCAUAAGUGAUGUUGAUUGAUUUUAGUUUUGUGAUUUGCAAGUAUUAAAUGCGACGUAACUUCCCAAAUCACGCUAGAAUUAUGAAAGUGAAUCUAUUAUGUGGAAAUUAUGCUUCGUCAUCUAAUAUAGAACUUCUAGAGAGUACCUACUAAUUUAUUACAUAAGAUGAUGUAUCACAUAAAUUAUGUAUUUUAAAACAAUAUCGUUAAUAUACAGUAUAUUAUGUAAAUGUUGUUGAUCAAAAUAAAGAGAUUCACGAUUUUUAGAGGAA
Molecule: messenger RNA, 4952 nt
Organism: Nilaparvata lugens (brown planthopper)
Lineage: Eukaryota; Metazoa; Arthropoda; Insecta; Hemiptera; Delphacidae
Product: steroid hormone receptor ERR2
Exons: 12
Coding region: 745-2028 (427 amino acids)
Biological process (GO): regulation of DNA-templated transcription
Cellular component (GO): nucleus
Molecular function (GO): sequence-specific DNA binding; steroid binding; zinc ion binding
Source: RefSeq, a predicted model, not a curated record